Symbiodinium sp. CCMP2592 is the source of this 6909-nucleotide messenger RNA. Lineage: Eukaryota; Dinophyceae; Suessiales; Symbiodiniaceae. The record is from the annotation of a GenBank genome assembly.
AUGCAGAGAGUAGAAGAGAGAAGUUUUGGCUCGAUACAUUCUGGAAAGUCUGUAGAGACAGUGUCGCUGGGCAAGUUUGUUCCACAGCAUCCUCCAGGUUUGCAGGCUCCGACGACAAGCAUUCCAUCAGACGUGGAUGUGCAAAGACCUUUGGAAUCUAGUGCGGUUAUUCUUGAAGGAAAGGAGUAUUAUCGGGAUGCAUUGGGAACCAUUUGGAAUUUCACAGCCGCUGGUGAGUGGGAGUGGGUUGAUGAGAAUCGAAUUCCAGUUGGAGCGGUGAUCUUUAACAUGGCGGAGUUAGAGGAGGGGAGCUUUGCAAGGGAUCGCGCGCUAGCUGCUCAUGAAGUCGUGGGUGCAUCUACUCCUGGUUUGAUGGUGCCACCAAAGAUCUCUAGCUCGGUGGAGGGGCAGGGGAUCCUGAGUGGCGCGAUACCGUCAGCAGCGAGGGUGGAUGUGCCACACAGGUCCGUCGUCUUCUAUUCCGCAGGUGGCGAGUGGGAUGGGGCAUACCGUGGAGCGUCCAGAGGACCAGGGGGCAAGUCUCCAUGUUGGGGCUUUCAUUUGGACAAGUCUUGCCAGUUUGGGGCCAUUGUGGGGCAGAAUUUGGGGUUGUUGGAUACCUGCGCUUCUCAUGCUAUUCGGACGCUGAGGGCAGGCGAACCUGUCCCAACAGAUUCUGUUGAAGUUGCAUUGGCCACUGGUUGCGCGCACAUGCUUAUCAAUUCGGUGGGAACAUUGGUUACUCGUGAAACUGUUUGCCCUGUAGUUCCUUUUCAUCUUGCUCAUUCGCAUCUUCAUGUGGACUUUGAUGUGAUUGACGGUCGGUGCACGGUUGUACAUCCUCAGAAGGGUGACUUGAAAGCCCAAGUCCUUGAUGGCCGCAUUGUGAUCGAUCGCCAGGUGGCUUUAGACAUGAUUGCGGACUUGGAAACGGCGUUGGGGGAUGCAGCAGCUAGGGGGGGGUCAGGGUCUUCAAUUGACGACCUUCUGCAAGGAACUGCUGCUUCUAAGGCUAUCGCUGGAUCUGAAGAGGACGUGGUAUCUGGUUUUCUCAAUGUUGCUCGGGUGGAUGGGGUCCAUGACCGUACACAAGGUGUGGGUUUGCUUGAUUCUGGGGCUUCGCAUCCUUUGAGAUCCUUGCGUCCGGGGGAGCCGUUACCAACAAAAAGGGUGACUGUGGCUUUGGCUUUGGGCAAGAAGGAAAUGAUGCUCACGGAUGGUGGUACUCUAGUUACAAGCGAGCGGGUGGAUCCUUUGGUUCCGAUUGGCAAGGCUAGCGAAUUGGUUGGUCUUCAGGUUCGUUGGCGCAAAGGAAAGUGUACGGCUACGCAUCCAAUACUGGGCCCUCUGGAAGUUGAGACGGUCAAUGGUUGCCCUUGCAUUGCUGAGGCGGUUGCUCUACGAAUCAUUGAUGAAAUGGAGCAAAAGGGGGUUGCUCACAUGUUGCAGUCUGUACGUGCGCUUCAAGGGUGUCCAUCUGCAGACACGGAACAUUCAGUACGUGAGUGUCUUCAUGGUGCUAUGCGUAGUGGAAAUCAAGAUGACUUUAUUCAGGCAUGCUGGCGUUGGUUGCGUUGGUACUAUCCUGAUGUCCCGGAAUCGAUGCUUGUGGAUCUUCUUCCUGCCUCGGGAGUGGGGGAGUUGCUUUACAAUCGUCACAAAAGACGGCGAUUAAAGAAAACCAGACGCGUCAUCGUUCAUCUGCACUCAGGCGGUCCGCGAUUGCACUUACCAAGUAGUUGUGGCGAAGUUCUAGAAGUGGAUUUUCGUACUGACCUUCAUUCUUCUUCCGUGUGGACGUACAUCCUCUCGCUGGCAAUUGAGGGCAAGGUCGUUGCAGUGGUAGGUGGCCCGCCAUGUGAGACUGUGGCUCAGUUCAGGGGUGUUGAGGACGGUGGACCACCAGUGCUACGAGGGAGGUGUGAUGAGGGGCGUUUCUGGAAGGAUGGGCUCAGCUAUUCAAGUGAGGAACUGGCUAAGAAAGACGGCCUACUGUUUUUGAAGGUGCUAUUCCUGUUUGAGACAGCUGUUCAGGCACGAAAAGCUUUGUCAUUGGAGCAAUCCUCUUCGGUACAUGCUGGUGUGUUUUUCGCAUUGGAGAGUCCGCAAGAUCCAGAAUUGGUGGGGCAAAAGUUUUCUCAGAUUGGUUGUUCAGUUAUGUGCAGGGAAGAUGUUGCAGAAGAAGGUCAACCCAGCCUAGCUUCUCCAACAUUUUUCGCAUGGCCAGAGGUGCGAUCUUUCAGGACUCGGUACAACCUUCUUGCAGCACAUUGUGAUCAGGGUGCUUUGGGUCAUUAUAUGGUCAAGCCAACGACGGUUCUUACUUCCGAUUUUCAGUUGUGGGAGUCUCUAGAGCAGGUUCAUGUGCGCGUCCCAUGGGUGGUGUCAGUACCCGAGGAGGCUAGUCAACGGUUGGCUAUGUCUAGGUCGUGGGCCUUGUGGGCUCCGGGGCUUACAACGCGGAUCAAGCGAUGUUUGCGGGCGUGGUUGGCACACUCAUCUUUCGUGGAGCAUCAAGCUGUUUCUGAGGAGAGGGCGGUACACCUGGCCAAACUCACAGCUGAGGAAUCUGAGUAUCGAGAUCAUUGCUUGAGGGGUCACAUACCUUUCCGUAAAGACUGUGAGGUCUGCGUUCGGGCUGCAGGUAAAGAUCGGCGUCACCUUCGACAAAAGUAUGGCAGCGCUUAUACUCUUUCAUUGGAUUUGGGUGGUCCUUGGCAGGAGGCUAAAGAUCUGUAUCAAACGCAGCGUCAUGUGUUGAUUGGUACGUAUCAGUUUCCUUUGUUGGAUAAACCGGCUACUGAAGAGGGUUUCCCUAUUCCUGACGAUGUGGUGGGAGCGCAUGAAGAAGGUGAUGGUGCGGAUGAUGUGUCUUUAGAGCCUGAAGACGGGGAUAUUGUGACUCCUGACGAGCGUUUGGAGGCUUCGGAGGUUGAGGUCAAAAAGGUUAUCGAGUCAGAAGAGGCUUGGCGUGCUUUGAAGGAUCAUGCCACUAAACCAGUGCGCAUGAUUAACUUCAUGAUUGCCGAACCUCUCAAAAGCAAACACAGAUCGGAAGUUUUAGCCGCUACACAGCGUAUCUUGGUCAAGCUUCAACAUCAAGGUUAUCCAGUCCUGCGGCUUCAUACAGACCGCGGCGGUGAAUUCGUGAAUCAGUCUUUCCGUACAUUCUGUGAGGCUCGACAGAUUUUUCGUACUACCGGGGACCCCGGAUCACCACAGAGUAACGGUCGCAGUGAAGCUACGGUUGGGGUGUUCAAAAAAGGCGUCCGCGCACUGCUAAAGCAGGCCAAUCUGGAUUCAUCGUAUUGGGCACGUGCCGCUGUUCAUUGGUCAGCUCUUCGAUGGAGAUGGGCUGAACAACAGCUGGGAUUGAAGCCUCGUGAUAUUCUUCCAUUUGGUGCUCGGGUUCAUGUGCGUCGAAGGGCUUGGGAACUUCGUGAUCCGAGUGGUUCUAAGAAAGGGCGUCAGUGGUUGGAUCGGACACAGCCGGCUUUACUGUUAGGUCCAUGCACAGAGGUUUCUGGAGGCUACAUCGUUGAAGCUAGGGGCGCUAAAGAUGAUCCUGACAAGCUGGUUAUGUUUCCAACUACGGUGGUCUAUGACAAGGUGGAACAUAAGUCGUCGGUUCCGGAGUGUGAUGCCGAGUUUACUGAGGAACUUCCAGCGCCUCCUAAGCAUCGGAUGCGUUUCAAAGGGGUGGCUCGUACCAUGCGGGUUCCGAGGGAGACGGAUGCUGAGGUCCUUCCAGCGUUGAGGCGUUUCAUACCAGAUGGGUCGCUUCGUUCACUAUGCUGCACGAACCGGGGGGAGGGUCCAGUUGCUUGCGAGGUUUUGCAGGAAGACUUGGAGGUGGAAAUCCCGUCGGGUGACAGUCCGCGUGCGUGCAUUGCAAAACCCUGUUACACUGAUGACAUCGCAAAAAGUGAGGAGUUAGCGCGUGAGUGGUUGGAGCAGAAGAAGUUUUCACCACAAGAGUGUUUGGAACUUUUGGAGUCUGUGGGGUUGGAUUUUCGUGCGAAUCGGAGAGGCGACAUUCACUGCAAUGAGGAUCGCAUUCAAGCUGUGACUCUGGGACAGUAUGUUCGUGGACAUAUGUGCGGCGUGACCAAUGCUGCAAAACAUAGGCCCAUGUUCGUCAAGUACUUGGUGAGCUUUGUUCGCGAACACAAUCCAGAUGUGGUAUUCUCAUCGGUUUAUCUUUCGUGUAACACUGCCGUGGGAGUCCAUAGAGAUCGUCACAACGAUUACUCGUGCAACAAUGUCAUCUGUGCUCUUGGCGAGUUUACGGGUGGAGAAUUGUGGGUGCAAGAUGAUGGUAUCUCUAGGGAGGAUCAAUCUGCAGUGGAGCGGAAGUACGGUGAUCGUAGCCUCGUGGGCAAGACGGUGGACAUUAAGAAUCAGUUCUUUUCAUUUUCACCCCAACAGGCUCAUGGCCCUCAACCGUGGAGCGGCACCAGAUGGACUAUCACAGCAUUCACGCCUCGAGGAAGUGAUCAACUUUGUGAUGUGGAUCGGAGUUUUCUCUUGGACAUCGGCUUUCCAAUGUGCGCAUCUUCUUCGUCGGAUUGUCGUCAAACAGAACAUUUGGUCCAAGAUAAAGUGUUCGUUGAAAACGCGUUCGGUGAUGUCGGGGGGGACGAGAAUUCUGUAUCGGAUGUAGACAUUGGUCAUCUUCGAAGUCAACAUGCUAGCUUAAGAAGGUUGAUUGCGGAUCAAGAGCAGUACUUGAUUGCCGAAGUGUCGUUGCCAGAGGUGUUUGAAGGUAGUGCUACAUCAGAGUGGCUGCAACACUCUCGCGAAAUCGAACGACAGUUGGAGCAGUCUUUGCAGCAUGCAGGUUCGUUGUUAAAGAUGCAACAAGAGACGAUUGCACAGGAGGCUGGGGACAAUGAGGAGUUUCUUCAAACUCGCACAAUUCCUACCGCAACAGCCAUGCAGGAGCUGGAGGAUUGGAGAGAAGCAUUGUCAGAUGAGGUUAACAAUCUCAUCACGGAGCUGCAGGUCGUAGAACGGACUACGGAGCAACACCUUGCGGAGAUGGCGAAGCUUCCUGAUGCACCCGUUCUUGAAUAUGUUCCAAGCUUGGUGGUGUUUACACGUAAACAAGGUUCAGGUCGACGGCGAGCUAGAAUUUGUGCAUGUGGAAACUUCUUAUCAGGAAGCCCAAGUGUUCAACAACAAGGUCCCAAGAUGCUGCGCAGACAAGGGCUAUACGCUCCAGGAUUGGAUUCUACAACCUUCAGGUGUCAAGUGAGGCAAGCCGCGGAGGAAGAGUGGUUUCUAGCUGGUCUAGAUAUAUCCAAGGCUUUUCUGACAGCACCAAUGAGCCAAGUUCAGCGGCAGGGUCGGCUAAUCAUUGUGCAACCGCCUAAAGCAGCGGUGAAGCUUGGACUUGCUUCGCCAUCCGAGCGGUGGGUGGUGCGAAAAGCUUUGUACGGCUUGGCGGAAAGCCCAGCUGCGUGGGUGGAGUGGAGAGACACGAGGCUUUUACAGAUGCGUUGGCAGACGGAUGGUUUGGACAUGAGGUUCAAAAAGUCAGAGGUUGAUCCCAGCUUGUACCUGCUCAUCGCGACGGACUCCGACGGCAAAGAGAGUGUCAAAGGCACUUUGGGACUAUACGUUGACGACUUUUUGUUAGCCGGGAGUAUGUCCAUAAUCACAGAUGCCAUCCAACAGAUUCGCGCUGAAUGGAAAACUUCUGAACCAGAGUUCUGCGGAAGAGGUCAUGACGACAAACCGUUGAAGUUUCUGGGUAUCCAAAUCUUUUGGAAUGAUGGCGCGUACUACUUGAACCAGGAGGACUUUGUCAGGGACCUGUUGCAACGACGGGGGUUUAAAGCAGAUGCAGGCGGCAUUGGUGGUGCUGGGCCAAUGAGCAAGGAGGCGCCGCCUGACGAGCCGGAGGAAGUGUCUGUUGAGGCGCUACGAAAAGCACAGGCAGCCGUAGGAGAGCUGUUAUGGCUGGCAUUGAAGUCCAGAGCAGAUCUGGCUUUUUGCACAAGCCAGCUUUCUGUGUGGUGUACUCGCUAUCCGCGUUUUGUUGCAAGAAAGGCAGAUGAAGUGUUUCAUUACUUGAGUAGGACGGUCACACUGGGCUUAAAAUAUUCGAAGGUGGAUCCUAUGUCUUUGGGUGGUGAUUCACAGCUUCGUUUCAAAAGGAGUGUCACAGUCUUGGAAGCUUAUACAGACGCAUCGUUUGCUGCGGGAUGUGAAGGUGAAGAAACGGCGAGAUCACACAGUGGAGCUGUGGUCGUAUGGGCCGACAGCCCAGUCAUGUGGAUGACGCAGCGCCAAACCACGAUAGCACUGAGCACAGCGGAAGCUGAGCUCAACGCUGCCCUGGAAGGAACAACUAUGCUACAAUCUGUCGCGCCUAUCGUUUCUAUGCUUUUGGGGAUCAAUGAAGAUGGCCUUUCCAAAGCGCUAUACAUUGAUUCCGUUUCCGCAUGCUCGAUCAUUUCAGUUGUCGCUGGUGCAUGGCGAACACGUCACUUGCGAAUCCGAGCAGCCGGUUUGCGGUCUUUGCUAAACAGUGGGUACCUGGUGGUGGCACACUUGAAAGGUGAGCACAUGCUAGCUGAUAUGCUGACCAAGUUGAUGAACGGAGCAAUCUUUGUCAACCUCAAGCAGAUGUGGCAGAUGACGACUGCUCCUACCACACAUUUGGUUUCUGAUGCAGCACGUGCAGCGGCCGCCGCCGUGGCCAUCCUCGUGGCUACUAUGUUGCAAGGCUACGAACUGGUGCAAGCAACUUCUUCGACUUCUUCGAUGACUACGUCUUCAACAACGCGAUGGUUUGAUCGAGCGGAUAUCGGAUUUCUUCUGGUAUUGGUUUUCGUCAUGGUCGCAGUCCACAAGGUCGUUUCGGCGGUGUUUCGAAGUGGCAUGAUCCGCAGUUGGUGGUGA